Molecule: messenger RNA, 397 nt
Organism: Euleptes europaea (tarantolino)
Lineage: Eukaryota; Metazoa; Chordata; Lepidosauria; Squamata; Sphaerodactylidae
Gene: ATP6V1F
Product: ATPase H+ transporting V1 subunit F
Exons: 2
Coding region: 35-394 (119 amino acids)
Biological process (GO): proton transmembrane transport
Cellular component (GO): proton-transporting V-type ATPase, V1 domain; membrane
Molecular function (GO): proton-transporting ATPase activity, rotational mechanism
Source: RefSeq, a predicted model, not a curated record
GGCCGCGUAGGGUCAUUCUCCGCCGUUUCCCGUCAUGGCCGGCCGUGGGAAGCUGAUCGCCGUGGUGGGCGACGAGGACACCGUGACCGGUUUCUUGCUGGGCGGGGUGGGGGAGCUGGACAAGCACCGGCGGCCGAACUUCUUGGUGGUGGAGAAGGACACGGGCCUCACCGAGAUCGAGGAGGCCUUCAGGGGCUUCUUGAGCCGUGACGACAUCGGCAUCAUCCUCAUCAACCAGUUUGUGGCGGAGAUGAUCCGGCACGCCAUUGACGCGCACACCAAGUCCAUCCCGGCGGUGCUGGAGAUCCCCUCCAAGGAGCACCCAUACGACCCCUCCAAGGACUCCAUCCUGCGCCGGGCUAGGGGCAUGUUCACCGCUGAGGAUUUGCGAUAGAUG